AUGUCCCAAAUCAAAGAUGAGUUCGACAUUAUUUUCGUUGGUGGGGGAACCACUGCCUGUGUCGCCGCUGGUCGUCUCGCAAAGUCAAACCCAGAGCUCGACAUUCUUCUAAUCGAGCAAGGACCAAAUAACUACCAGGACCCGCAAGUAGUUGCUCCUGCGUUGUUUUUGUCCCACCAGAUUCCCGGCAGCAAAACCUCGCAAGUAGUCCAUUCGUUUUGGAAAGGUAACAAGACCGCCGCCCUGAAUGGACGCAGCCCAAUUGUACCAACCGGUCGAAUUCUGGGUGGUGGAUCCAGUAUCAACUUCUUAAUGUACACUCGACCGUCAGCAUCUGACUUCGAUGACUGGAAAACUGAGGGCUGGGCAACCAAGGAUUUACUCCCUCUGCUACGUAAGAUGGAAACCUACCAUGUGGCCCCUAAUUGUCCGUCUCACGGAUACGAUGGCCCGUUAAAUGUUUCGUAUGCCAAUAAACCCAAGAUUUCAGCCAUAGGUCAAGCAUACCUCGAAGUGGCGCAGAAAAGGGGUGUUCCGCUGGCCAAAGAUAAGCAAGACCUAAAUACUGGACACGGUUGCCAGACCGACCAGCGCUGGGCAAAAUGGAUUGAUCCAGCGACUGGGUUUCGACAAGAUGCUGCUCACCGAUACAUUCACCCUCUAUCCAGUAACAAGCAUCUGCAUAUCAUGACCGCAACCAAGGUUAUUCGUGUCGUUUUCAACGGGACUGCGGCUACUGGGGUUGAAGUCGUGGCGGACAAAGACACCGAAGAAGGGGCUGACCAGACCCCCCGUAUUAUCAAGGCUCGUAAGCUUGUUGUUGUCUCGGCUGGAGCAGUCGGCUCCCCAAUUGUUCUCCAGCGUAGUGGAGUUGGCGAAGCUGAGAGGCUCACAAAAUUCGGGAUUGAGAUUGUCUCUGAUCUCCCAGUUGGCUCGACAUACGAGGACCAUAACCUUGUUCUUACCCCUUACCACGUCGCAGACGAUACGGAGACCAUCGAUCCAAUCAUGAACAAAGACCCUGCCUUUUUGGAACAAGCACGGGCGGAUUUCACUCAUGGUAAGGGUGCACUUGCUACCAACUGGAUUGAUUGUGGCAGCAAGUUGCGACCUACACCCAAAGAAUUGGAGGACAUUGGCCCAGCGUUUGCGCCAGUAUGGAAAAGCUACUUUGAGCCUAAUCCUGACAAGCCGGUUAUGCUCCAGACAGUCAUCGAGGGCUGGCUAGGACCACGGGAAAUGCUUCCUUAUAGGGAUGCUCGUAUGAUAUUGGUAGCUAAUUAUACGGGAUACCCGAUAUCCCGAGGACAUGUGUAUAUUACGUCGACAGAUCCAUAUGCCAACCCCGACUUUGAGACUGGAUUCUUUGAUGAACAAGCUGACGUGGACGUUCAAAUUUGGGCCUAUAAACAAGCUCGCGAGAUCGUCCGUCGCUUACCUCAGUAUCGAGGCGAAUUCGAGGCAGUUCAUCCAAAAUUCCCCAAGGGUAGCGCCGCGGGGUGUGUAAAACUUGAUGGACCGCCCGACGCCGACAAUGUCGAGGAUAUCGUAUACACACCUGAAGACAACAAAGCGAUUGAGACAUAUCUUCGACAAUUCAUCGAAACAACCUGGCAUUCAGUUGGCACUGUCCUGAUGAAACCAAAGGAGCAAGGCGGCUGCAUUGAUGCACGGCUUAACGUUUAUGGAACUCAGAAUCUGAAAGUCGCAGAUCUUUCUAUCACACCUGGAAAUGUCGGAUCCAACACCAAUUCGACUGCCCUCGUGAUAGGCGAGAAGGCAGCGGUUAUUAUUGCGGAAGAUUUGGGGCUCAAAAUUGAGUGA
Messenger RNA from Rhizoctonia solani, 1824 nucleotides. RefSeq names its product GMC oxidoreductase. Gene Ontology annotation, molecular function: flavin adenine dinucleotide binding; oxidoreductase activity, acting on CH-OH group of donors. NCBI's taxonomy places the organism in Eukaryota, Fungi, Basidiomycota, Agaricomycetes, Cantharellales, Ceratobasidiaceae. The record is from RefSeq and is a predicted model, not a curated record. Bases 1 to 1824 code for a protein of 607 amino acids. The transcript has 18 exons.